This is a messenger RNA of Camelina sativa (false flax), 1573 nucleotides long. Its product is annotated as F-box protein SKIP23. Lineage: Eukaryota; Viridiplantae; Streptophyta; Magnoliopsida; Brassicales; Brassicaceae. The record is from RefSeq and is a predicted model, not a curated record. Gene Ontology annotation, molecular function: protein binding.
UCUCAACGUGGAUAAACUGGUGUCAUCAAGUUCCAAAUUUUUUUUUUCUUUUUUUUUUUUUGUCUUUCUCAGAGGCAUUUCUAAGCUUAUCAAUGUCAUCAAUGGUGGAUUGGUCUACACUCCCCAAGGAUCUCUUAGACCUAAUCUCAAAAUCUCUAGAAUCUUCCUUCGAUCUCAUCCACUUCCGUUCCGUAUGUUCUUCAUGGCGAUCCGCCGCCGAGCCGAAACGUCCACUCCCAACACAUCACCUCCCGAUCCUCCCCGAUAACGGUGGCAGCCUCUUCCCUGAUUCCGCCGUAGGUUUCCGUCUCUCUCACCGGAGCAUCUUACUCAUCAAGCCUCAUGAACCGCACAUGGAGUCUGAUUCGUUUGGUUGGCUGAUCAAAGUCGAGGAAGACCAUAGCACUCCUCGAAAGGUGACUCUUUUAGAUCCGUUGAGUGAUGUUAGAAACUCAAUUCCUGAGCAUUUCCCUCGUGUGCUCGAUAUGUCAAAGUUUAAGGUUCGAGAAUUGGGUUGUGAAUGCAAGCUUCAUUAUUUCAAUACCGUUGGUGAUAUUGUAGACAGUUUAUACUUGGAGAAAGCUGUUGUCAAGUACUUAGAUUGUGAUGUGGAGUAUUAUAAGUUUGUUUUGCUUACGAUUCAUGUCUCUGGGAAGUUAGCUGUGUAUACGUCUUGGGAUCGGGCUUGGACUGUGAUUGAUGACAUGCCUUCUCCUUAUGAUGAUGUGUUUUUGUUCGAUGGGCGUUUCUUUGCUGUUGAUAACAAUGGGAGAGCUGUGGUUGUGGAUUACACUUCUUUGAAACUGACCUUUGUUGCAAGUCCUGUGUUUGGUGGUGAUAAGAAGUAUUUGAUUGAAUCUUGUGGUGAAAUGUUGCUUGUGGAUAUGUAUUUGAGCUUAGAGGCAGUUGAUGGGGAUCCUGGAUUCGCAGAGGAGAUCUUGGAGCAUCCUGCGUUUUACAUGAAUGAGAGAACGGUUAAGUUUAAAGUCUUUAAGUUUGUGGAAAGAGAGAAGAGUUGGGCUGAUAUUUACGAUCUUGAAGAUAAGAUGUUGUUCCUUGGUGAUGAUUCCACCUUUUCUGCUUCAACUUCUGAUAUUUUACCUCUCUGUGGGGGAAGCUCUGUGUUCUUCAAUGGUAAUGUGUACAAUGGGGAAGACUUGGGUGCAAUGCAAGAUCGAGAUUUGGGAGUGUUUGAUUUCAGCAGUGGGAAAAUUGAGCUGGCGCAAAAGAUACCUGAAUAUGCCAUGCUGUUUUGGCCUCCACCUCGUUGGAUUACUUCUCAUGAGCGUGUUGAAUAUCAUACUGGGGAGACAUCAUCCAGGUCUUGAAUUACAAAAUCCGGAGUUUAGGACCUUGGAGAUGCUAUGGUGACACAGAGGUUAAUCUUUCUGAAUACUUGUGAGAUUGAGAGAACCCAUAGAGACUACAACUUAAAUUGUUUAUGUUUUCCCAAGCUUUUCACUAGCUUGGCGUACAUAAAGAACCUUUUUUGUAAUCUUUCAUGUUUUUCUCCAAAACAAUUUGUUACAGGACAGACUUACUCGGUAAAUUCAUAUAUCCUGUUCUAAGUAAA